This is a messenger RNA of Colletotrichum truncatum, 576 nucleotides long. RefSeq names its product RNA polymerase i and iii transcription factor complex component. Gene Ontology annotation, biological process: DNA-templated transcription initiation. NCBI's taxonomy places the organism in Eukaryota, Fungi, Ascomycota, Sordariomycetes, Glomerellales, Glomerellaceae. The record is from RefSeq and is a predicted model, not a curated record. Gene Ontology annotation, molecular function: RNA polymerase II general transcription initiation factor activity; DNA binding.
AUGUAUAUCAUGAGUGAUCUUCUUCUGAUCCAUGACGCUUAUAUCGCUCGCUUAAGGAACAUCGUUGCCACGGUCAACCUCGAUUGCCGUUUGGACCUUAAGACGAUUGCCCUGCACGCGAGAAACGCUGAGUACAACCCAAAGCGUUUCGCCGCCGUCAUCAUGCGUAUUCGUGAGCCCAAGACCACCGCCCUGAUCUUCGCUUCUGGUAAGAUGGUCGUUACUGGUGCCAAGUCUGAGGACGAUUCGAAGCUUGCCUCGCGCAAGUACGCUCGUAUCAUCCAGAAGCUCGGAUUCAACGCCAAGUUCACCGAUUUCAAGAUCCAGAACAUUGUCGGUUCUUGCGACAUCAAGUUUCCUAUUCGUCUUGAAGGUCUGGCAUCGCGCCAUCACAACUUCAGUUCUUACGAACCCGAGUUGUUCCCUGGUCUCAUCUACCGCAUGAUUAAGCCGAAGAUUGUGCUCCUUAUCUUCGUCAGUGGAAAGAUUGUCCUCACUGGUGCCAAAGUGCGUGAGGAGAUCUACCAAGCCUUCGAGAUGAUCUAUCCUGUGCUUCAGGAUUUCCGCAAAGUUUAA